AGAUUAAGAGAUGUGUUACAGGGCAGUAGCUCAACACAGAUACAGAGGUACAUCCAGAGGUGAACUGCUGACUACAGACCCACAAACACAGAGACAACAUGAAAGCUGUUGCAGCCUUCCUGCUGGUGCUGUGUUACCUGGCCGCCAGUCAUGCCUGGACCUGCAAGGAGCCCCCCUCGCUGUAUGGUGCUGUACAGAUUGAUGCUGGGCAGGGGAAAGUGGUCGCAAGAGACAGGAACUACUAUGCGUAUUUCCUGAGUGGAACGACUUGGCAAAGACUGGGCUCAUAUCGUGCUCUCAAGCAUGUCUCAGUGGGACCUGCAGGAAUCUGGGCAGUUGACACCUCAAACAGGGUGCACAAAUAUGUAGCUGGCAACUUUAAACUAUCCAGUGGUGGGUAUAUGCAACAGGUGGAUGCUGGAGGUGACGGUCAGGUUGUGGGAGUUAAUAAUAAUUACUAUGCCUACUGUCUGAGAAGUACCUACGCCUCAGUCUACCGUGGAUCAGGUUCCUUGAGAUGGUCUUCCCUAGGAAGAAUUAUGAGGUACUACAGCUGCAGCCCACUAAACGGAUGCUGGGGAGUCGACACUAGUAAUCGGAUUUACUUCACACAGAGAAUAACACCAACCACCUGUAGCAUCAGCGGUUGGGUACGGGUGUCAGGGUCUGCAAAAAUGGUUGAAGUGGGAACUGAUGGAAAUGUCUUUAUGUUGGGUGUAGAUGGAAGAGUCUAUCAAAGAGCUGGCAUCUCCAGCAGUCGUCCAUACGGCACAAGUUGGACAAGAAUCAACUUGUGCCUGCCCAUCCUCCAUGUGUCCUACGACCUGGGCAAUCUUUGGGUUGUGACCACCGGUGGCAGUCUCAUGCAGUGCACUCAUUAGUGUGUAAUCUUUCCUCUUUUACAUGAUUCUGUGAUCCAAUGAAAAAAUAAUCAGCAUUUGAUGUAUGCCAAUGUAAAGGCUCUAACACUCAAUAAUCAGGGAUGGGAAAAUAAUUGAUUCUUUAAUGUUUUGUUAUUCUCUCUUGAAUGAUUCAGCAAUGAUGCACCAAACUCUGUAAUUGAAAAACUCUGUAGGUCACUACCUUGAUGUAAUGAAACAUGUUGUUAACAAUUCACACAUGUAACAUCUACCUAGUAUACUUUCUGUUGCAUUAAUAAAAUAUUAAAAAAAUAAUAAAACCAAA
Molecule: messenger RNA, 1185 nt
Organism: Dicentrarchus labrax (European seabass)
Lineage: Eukaryota; Metazoa; Chordata; Actinopteri; Moronidae
Product: fish-egg lectin
Exons: 5
Coding region: 99-881 (260 amino acids)
Source: RefSeq, a predicted model, not a curated record